GCAAUGUUGUAGCCUGGAGUUUCUGGAUCAAUCCGGCAUCGAUCAUGAUGUUCUCUUGCACGGUAUUAGUAACUCAACGACUGUGUCGUGGACUUAGCAAAGAAAUAGCGCGUUGGCGAACGCCGGCAGUGUGUUCACAGAGUGGCGCCGUGCACUUUGAUGCUGUCAGACGUGUGUCGACCUCUCCGUAUUUGCGCUCCUCGGGUGAGUUGAAUAAGCCUCUGAAGCAGUGGACUCUGGUUGUUCACCCUUUCAGCACUGUCCGAGUUCGGCUGCGCUGCAACAUCUCGGUGCAGCCGCUGGACCCUCACGCCUUCCCCGAAGCGAACCGGGCGUUUAUCACCGUUAACGGUACCAGCGCAGACCAGGGACUGAAACUUGACAACUUCCACGUGGAGUAUGAUGACCAAAACAAGGAGCUGCUGAUCCUGUCCGAAAAGGUCAACAGCAACGUGUCUGUUGAACUGACAACUCCCAUUAAAAGCGAUCUGUAUAUUACAACACUUGGGGAGGGGAAUGUAAAAAUUCAACAGAUGGAAAGUGACACGUGCAGGGUUCUGACAGAGAGAGGAAACUGCGUCCUGCACUCAGUGAAGGGUCACCGGGUGCUGGUGCAGUCUGUGGGAGGAGACAUCAGAGGUGUGGGCACCAUACAUGGAAAUGUGGACAUCAGCACCUCUGGAGACAGUAUGGUUGAUAUCAAAAAGAUUCAGGGGACCACCAUGAAUGUUUCCACGGAGCACGGGCUGCUGAAGGUUAAAGCUAUUUAUGCAGAGUCUACGUCAGUGUGCUCCACCUCCGGGCGAAUCGAGCUGGGAAACCUGCACGGUGACGCCACCGUGCGAAGUAAGCUGGGGGAUAUAGCUGUAGAGGGGUCGAACGGCUAUCUGAAGGUUUCCUCUGAGGAAGGAGACAUUGAUGCCUACGUGGGGCAGCACGGAACAGCAGAGCUUCUGUGCCAGAGAGGUGCUAUCUCUGUGAGGGUUCCCGCCUCUAUGAGGGCAGCUGUGCUGCUGUCAGGAGCCUCAGUGGAGAUCAGUCCUGAGGUCACCUUGCACCAGGUGGAAGAGCAGUCCACUGACACCAACACUACUGUUGCAGCUCAGCUGAAUGGAAACGGCGAGGGGGGGCAGUGGAUCAAAGCCCAGACGGAGAGGGGGAGAGUGAGCCUGAGAACGCAGAGCUGGUUUGACUCACUGAAGAUCGGGAAUUAACACAGGGAGACACCGGUGACCACAACUGUCACUGGGAGUCUUCGACGAGAGACUCGAGUUACACUCACAGCCAAUCACACAAACGGUUUCCUGACUGAGAGAGUCCCAGGACUUGUUGUUGAUGUUGUCUGUUCUCUGUUCAUCAGAUCAUUGUUGAGAAAGGAGAAAUGUAACAGUGUAGCAGUUGCAGUUGCUGCACACGUCCGCACAGUCACUCUGCGUUUUGUUCAAUUUCAAUCCCAGAUGUGACCAAAGCUACAGGCGUGGACACGCCGAGUCUUAUUUUAGCCGUCAUGUUUUGGGAGUGUAACUACAGAGACAAAGAACAGUUUCAGUAUGUAUGCUAUGCACCGUACAUAGGGGUGCAGCCAAUACCAGUCCACAUAGGGGCCCGGUAGAUGUUUACGUCUACGUGAGAAACCUCAGGUUUCUCACCUUUCCACCUUACCUCACCUUUUCAUGUUUUUUCCUUGCCAUCACCAGUCUUUGUGAAACCUGCUUCUCUUGCUCAGUAGCAGAAUGUCAUUUCAGUUCCAAUUGUUUUUUUUUUGAGCCAGUUUAUUUGUUUCAGUUUGCUGUGAAACACUUGGAAGGAAGGGUGGGAACAUAAAAAAAGAGAGCCCAUAAAACAGUUUUAUGGCUUGAAAGCUGUAAGUUACGUAGAAGCAUGUUGGUAUCCAAGGUCAGUAUGCAAUCAUUUUACUGUUUGUGGUGUGUCAAUACUGUCAUAUAAAAAUGUUGAUAUGUACAGUAUAAGGUAAAGCAUGGAUUUAACUUGCAUGCCAGUAUUAGUGGGAACUACGAAUAAAAUGGAU
Megalops cyprinoides (Indo-Pacific tarpon) is the source of this 2029-nucleotide messenger RNA. RefSeq names its product family with sequence similarity 185 member A (gene fam185a). Bases 45 to 1214 code for a protein of 389 amino acids. The record is from RefSeq and is a predicted model, not a curated record. NCBI's taxonomy places the organism in Eukaryota, Metazoa, Chordata, Actinopteri, Elopiformes, Megalopidae. The transcript has 8 exons.